Linum tenue is the source of this 459-nucleotide messenger RNA. NCBI's taxonomy places the organism in Eukaryota, Viridiplantae, Streptophyta, Magnoliopsida, Malpighiales, Linaceae. The record is from the annotation of a GenBank genome assembly.
UGUAUUCGACACUGGCUCGCCAAUUUCCAGCACAAAUUUGGGAAGAAGAAAGACAUCAAAAAUCAACUUUGGAAUGCAGCGGUUGCACAUCAACCAAAAAAGUAUGAGCAGAAGAUGAAAACAAUUCGUCAGACCCACCGAGCUGGAGCAGUAUGGGCUGAAGGUCAAGAGUUGCCCAUGUGGACGUUCCAUAUGGACAACGGGGCCAGAUGGGGCAUUGCAACUACCAACCAUGGAGAAAGUAUAAAUAAUGUGUACAAGGGUCUUCGAGCGAUGCCUGUUUCUGUCAUCGUGGAGAUGUCUUACUGGAAGGUCAACGAGUGGCGAGUUGCUCGGCUACAGCAAGCUAUAGGGAGGGAGUUGCAAGGUCAUUCAAUAGCACAUGACGUAUUCGCUCAAAUGCAGAAGAACGAUGAAAAAUCAAGUAAGCAUAAGGUUGUUCUUUUUGACCGCAGUGAA